This is a messenger RNA of Punica granatum (pomegranate), 2912 nucleotides long. Lineage: Eukaryota; Viridiplantae; Streptophyta; Magnoliopsida; Myrtales; Lythraceae. The record is from RefSeq and is a predicted model, not a curated record.
GUUAUUUCUUUUACAAAAGCGUUGCCUAGGUUUCACGGCCUUUAAGCGUAGGGUUUCUUAAAUUCAGUUGCCGUAGACAGAACUUGCGAUCUCACGGCCAUCUUAAUUCUGCAAAUACCCCUCUCCUCUCCUCUCCGCUCUGUUGUAAUAGUUUCAGUUCAGAGGAAGAAAGAAAAGAAGAAGAAGGACAAAUCUUACCUGCGCGCGGCCGUGAAGGGAAAAAAAGCGACACUUUGGUUAAUAUAUAAUCCCAGCACCAACCAUAUGGCCGAAAGUGCGAAGAAAGACUUUGACGCAACCGAUUGUUGGUUCGAGGAGUUGGGAUUGAUCACGAAUGGAUUCAGCAAAGAGAAUUACAUUGGGAAAUUCCAAUUUGGUCGAGUGUACCGAGGUGUUUACGUGAACCGUGCGGUAGUUGUGAAAAUAUGGGAAGACGAAGGAACUAAUUAUAAAGUUUUGCCUGGUGAUAAUGCACGUAGAUACUGGGAGGAAUACCAGUUGCUCAAUUCCUACGGUAAGAGAGGCUUAGUCACGUUGAGAGGCGGAUGGUGCAAGGCCCUGCAACGUUAUGGUAUGGAAGCUCAUCCUAGCAUGGUCGAGUCGGAGGGAUGGUGCCAUUAUCAUGGAAGGUUUGCCAGGGUUUAUAAACUCGAUGCCCUUGACACCUUGUACAGCCUCAUACCAGAAGAUAGCUUUACUUGGUCACAUAGGAUAAAAGCUGCACUUGGUCUGGCAAACUUCCUUGAAUUUAUGCACAUUCCCGCUCCCGACCCACCUCACCUGCCCUUUCUCAUUUGCAAUCUUGAUGCCGCACAUGUAAUUAUCGACAAAGACUACAACCCAGCAGUGUAUGACUACAGUAUGAUUUCUGGCGGAUCAUCUUUGACAGACAGAAGAAAUAUCUUAAAUCAACAUGUGAAGGGUCGCUACGGUUAUAUCGAUCCAAACCCUGCUUAUCAAGGUUCUUGGUCUGAGAAGUCCGAUGUCUUCGCAUAUGGUGUUAUUCUCUUAGGAUUAAUAACCAAAAGAGUUUACAGCGAGCAUGACCGGCUGACGCGUUCCCCUUUUAUUUAUGAUUGGGCAUGGGCCCAGCAUGACGCCUGGAAUUCUGAUAUUUGGGGAUUCCUGAGUUCUAAGUUUUCACUUGUGCAUCAAAGCCUGCAGGUUGAUCCACUUUUUAAGCGCGGCGAUGGUGUCAAACUCACGAAACUGGCCAUGCAAUGUGUUAACUUCGACCCUCACAAGCGACCCACUAUGAGAAGAGUCGUUAGCUCCUUAAAGAAGAUGCAUAUCGUUGAGAAUAAUGAGGAACUUGUGGGCGUCCACAGGCUGGUUGAUCUUGAUGAUGCUUAUGAGAAGCGGGCCGAACUCUAUGAUGUUUAUGGUGGUGGUGGUGGUGGCGGUGGCGAUGAUGAUGAUGAUCUUUCAGGGUGUCAAGGAAUAUUCAUGUUGAAGAAAGCAGAUCUUACCCAAAUCACAGGACAUAUCAUAGAUCGAAUCAGAGCUUUUCUCCCUAAUGAAAUUAUCUUCCCUUGCAUCGGCUGCCACUUCUCGAGAUGGCUGCCUUCCAUCUACCAAGAGAUCCCAGGAGGUCAGAUUGCAAACAAAGAUCAGGAAACCCAUGGAGUACUCACAUCAGUUAAGUUGCAAAAUCAAUCAGGAAAGCACGGUGAUGUCCGAGCGUACUCGCGCGCAGACUUGAGGCUCUUCACCAGUGAUUUCAGUGAAGAGAAUCUUAUAGGGAGAUUCCAGUUUGGUAAAGUCUAUCGUGGAAAGAUUGGAAAGCAAGACGUGACCGUGAAGAUAUGGGAAGAUAACAAGAACUACUUAGUUUUUGAAGGAGACAAUGAAAGAAGAUUAUGGGAUGAACUUUCUGUGCUUCAGCUUCCGGAACUUGUGGCUCAUCCUUACUUGGUCAAACUGAUGGGAUACUGCUUUGAAGCAGAAUGUCUGGGUAUUGUUUACAACCUGAAGCCAUUAGACACUGUAAAGAACCUCAUCCAGAAAGAUGCCCUUACAUGGCUGCAAAUGAUAAAGAUUUUGCUUGGAUUGGGAUGCCUUCUCAAGUUCCUCCAUCGCGAUAAUCCACCGUAUCUGCCCUUUGUGGUCGACAACGUUGAUGUUGGCCACAUAAUGCUCGACGAGGAUUAUAACCCUGUACUCUACGACUUGAGUAUGUUAGUUGGAGGAGUUAUCCCUCAUCGGUCCGACAAUGGUCGUCCCUUUUUGUUGGGCAUCUACGGUUAUAGAGAUCCAGAAAUUUCUUGUCAACGGGAACCUCCGCAUGAUGUUUUCGCCUUCGGGACUAUAAUACUAAAUCUGACAGCCAAAAAGUUAUACACUGAUGGUGAUAAAAUAACCGUGGAUAAUGAAGAUGUUUAUUCAUUCGGAGACGGUUCAUUGUGGGAGCCAAUCUUCUGGCAAUGGGCAUUGGAGGCAUACAAGUCGAAAUUGGUCGAGUCGGGACAUGACUGGUCCAUUUGCUCGCUCGUGCAUCAAACCCUAGAGGGUGCGCCCGGGUUUUAUCCCGAAGAUGGCCCAGAGCUUACGAAGCUUGCCAUGGAUUGCCUUCUGCACGGGCCCUCUACUCGACCAACGAUGGAAGAGGCAGUGGACCGGCUCUGUGGAUUACGUGUGGUUCAGGAUCAUGCGCGGGCCCUAGGAGUUAAGCAAAUGCUGCAGUGGUCGUGAAUGAGUGAUCGCUCUGAUCGACCCUGAGACGAAUAUGUGACUGAGAAUUAAUUGUGUAGAUUUACAUGAGGAAAUGUUCUGAUCUUUAUUUAGUUUUAAAUAGAGAAUGCUUUGCUGAAUUCAUUCUGGAUUAAGGGCUGAAUUUCGCAAGACUUGAUCGGUGGCCUGGAUUAGCUUACAGGCUACAGCACCAACAUAUAUGACCACCCGAUCGAUCAACG